CAAUGGAAUGGUUUGUUGCAACAGGUUGCCUAUGACUAGUUUGUGAUCCCAGUGGUUUGAUGGGUAUUGAUUUUGACAGUUUUCUAGUCGCAGGGCUCUUAAUAUAUUUGGUUAAGCAAAUUGGUAUUAGAGCUUGCCCUCACAUCUCAAGGAUUUGGACAAUAGUAAGAGAAAGUAGCUCUUUUGACACAAAAAUGGCUAGGCAUCCGACUGGGUUCAAGCUUCCAGGUUCCAUGCUCCAGAUCUGCGCGUGGUGUUUGCACUGCCAUAUCAGUUCAUGGAUUUAUCUGUGAUCGGUACCCAGAAGGCCCAGAACUAGAUUGUAGACCUGAGUAUCAGAAAGAAUGAGAGCUCGACCCUUCAUUUAUGUUGUCCUCAAUCCUUUCCCAUGCCCUUAUUCUCUGUUCAUCUUUAUCCUUCUCAAGUAGAACUCUUACAGCAAACCUCAAAAUCUCCAGGAAGACUUGUUUCUAUGCCAGUGUUCUCUCCCAACACACCCAUUGUAAUCCCACCCUUGAGUACGUCCCACCACUCUCUCUCUUGGCAAGCUGUAAAUCUAUGGAACAACUCAAACAGGUCCAUUCUCGAUUGAUCACAACUGGUCUCAUACAUGAUCCCGUCGAACAAUGCCGAAUCAUCACCUUCUGCUGCACCCAUGAAACAGGUGAUAUGGAUUAUGCCCGCCUUCUAUUCGAUAGAAUUCAUGAACCCAGUCUCUUUCUUUGGAACACAAUGAUCAAAGGCUAUUCUCAAAGAAAUUGCUCCACUCUUGCAGCUUCAAUGUAUUUUGAAAUGUUAAAGAAGGGUUUUUGGCCUGACCACUACACAUUUCCUUCCUUACUCAAGGCAUUCACUCGUGAAAUAGCGUCUUGUUGUGGGAGAGAGUUCCAUGCUCAUAUCCUCAAGUUUGGCUUUGAUUCUAAUGCAUUUGCACAAAAUGCUCUGAUCCAUAUGUACACUUCGUGUGGUCAUAUUGAAACAGCCCAUGGAGUCUUCGAUAGGAGCUCCAAAAGAGAUGUGCUUUCUUGGAAUGCCAUGAUUUCUGGUUACAACAGGAGUAAAAACUUUGAAGAAUCACGGAAUCUUUUCAAUGAGAUGGAGAAAGAGAGAGUAUUGCCCACUUCAGUUACCUUAGUUUCAGUUCUAUCAGCUUGUGCUAAAUUGAAGGAUUUGAAGACCGCGAAGAGAGUUCAUCAGUAUGUCAAAGACCAAAGGGUCAAAUCUAAUCUGAAACUGGAAAAUGCUCUGAUUGACAUGCAUGCAGUAUGUGGGGAACUGAAUGUUGCGCUUGAGCUGUUCCAGACCAUGAAGGCUAGAGAUGUAAUUUCUUGGACUGCCAUUGUAUCUGGGCUUGCACAUUCAGAGCAACUUGACAAAGCUCGAGAAUACUUUGAUCAGAUGCCCCAAAGAGACUUUGUUUCGUGGACAGCCAUGAUUGAUGGGUAUCUACGGGCCAACCGUUUCAAAGAGGCAUUGAAGAUUUUCCGUGAGAUGCAGGCUGCAAAGAUCAAGCCAGAUGAGUACACAAUGGUUAGUAUACUCACGGCUUGUGCGAAUCUUGGGGCACUUGAGAUAGGGGAAUGGAUUAGGCUUUACAUUGACAAGAAAAGGAUGAAGAUUGAUGUUUUUGUAGGAAAUGCUCUCAUAGACAUGUAUUCCAAAUGUGGGAAUGUAAAAAGUGCAUUAAAGGUCUUCAAAGAGAUGCCUCAAAGGGACAAGUUUACAUGGACUGCCAUGAUUUCUGGCCUUGCUGUUAACGGGCAUGGGAAAGAAGCUCUUGAUCUGUUCUCCAAGAUGAUUGAAGCCUCAAUAAUGCCAGAUGAAGUAACCUACAUUGGUGUUCUUUGUGCUUGUACUCAUGGAGGCAUGGUGGAUAAGGGAAGAGAACUCUUCUCUAGAAUGACAAUACUCCAUGGCAUUAAGCCUAAUGUGGCUCACUAUGGAUGCAUGGUUGAUCUUCUUGGUCGAUCAGGACAGCUAAGAGAAGCCCUGGAGUUUAUAACAAAAAUGCCAAUAAGACCGAAUUUUGUUGUUUGGGGUGCUCUUCUUGGUGCUUGUCGAGUUCACAAGGAUGCAGACCUGGCUGAAAUGGCAGCUAAGAGACUACUUGAAUUAGAACCUGAAAAUGGAGCUGUAUAUGUUCUACUGUCUAAUAUAUAUGCAGCUUGCAAAAAGUGGGAUGAUGUGCGAAAAGUAAGGGAAACAAUGAUGGACAGGGGUAUCAAGAAGAUCCCAGGUUGUAGUCUGAUAGAGAUGAAUGGUGGUGUUCAUGAGUUUGUAGCUGGAGACCAGUCCCACCCUGAGUCCAUUAAGAUAUACUCAAAGUUAGAUGAGAUAACUCAGGAGUUGAAGUUAUCUGGGUAUGUGCCCAACACAACAGAGGUCUUCCUUGAUAUUGGAGAGGAGGAGAAAGAGACUGCACUUCACUGGCACAGUGAGAAAUUGGCAAUUGCAUUUGGGUUGAUAUCUUCAGGGCCGGGGGUCACAAUUAGAAUAGUGAAGAAUCUCAGGAUGUGUGUUGACUGCCACCAUGUGGCAAAGUUGAUAUCUAGACUGUAUAAUAGGGAAGUAAUAGUCAGGGACCGGACUCGCUUCCACCAUUUCACACAUGGUUCAUGUUCAUGUAAAGAUUUCUGGUGAGAAUUCUCUCGUGUAGGGGCAGGACCUGGACCACAGCAAAUCCAUGGAUAGCGCCAUUUUUCACUGCAGCAAGUCUCGAACCUGAGACCUCUUCGAGAGGAGGGAUGCUGCCAGCCACCUGAGCAAGGGACUAUUUGACAGAUCCAUCCAUCAAAGAUCAUCCCUGCAUCUAUUUUCUUGGAGGCUGCAAAGAAUUGUGUUGCAAAAAAGGGCUACUUGCUGCAUGGUGAAUAUCAAACAAAUCAAACAGAUGCUAGUGAUAGUUUUGUAUGCAUGAGCAGAAAUUCAUCAAUGACCACCCUUUAAGCAUAUCACAUUGUCAAAAUUAUUUUGGUGGUAGCUAACUAGGUAUUAUAUUCAAGGUUGAAAACUUUAAAUCUGGACACAAGAUUAGCUUCCAUCGAUUCCGAUUUGAAUACAACAACAACAAUUCACCCUAUAUA
Messenger RNA from Macadamia integrifolia, 3083 nucleotides. Its product is annotated as putative pentatricopeptide repeat-containing protein At3g15930. The record is from RefSeq and is a predicted model, not a curated record. Gene Ontology annotation, molecular function: protein binding; RNA binding; zinc ion binding. Lineage: Eukaryota; Viridiplantae; Streptophyta; Magnoliopsida; Proteales; Proteaceae. The transcript has a single exon. Gene Ontology annotation, biological process: RNA modification. Bases 367 to 2640 code for a protein of 757 amino acids.